Dunckerocampus dactyliophorus (ringed pipefish) is the source of this 9947-nucleotide messenger RNA. It is a transcript of the gene slc10a2, whose product is annotated as solute carrier family 10 member 2. NCBI's taxonomy places the organism in Eukaryota, Metazoa, Chordata, Actinopteri, Syngnathiformes, Syngnathidae. The coding region runs from base 5808 to 6935 and encodes 375 amino acids. Gene Ontology annotation, biological process: bile acid and bile salt transport. The record is from RefSeq and is a predicted model, not a curated record. Gene Ontology annotation, molecular function: bile acid:sodium symporter activity. Gene Ontology annotation, cellular component: apical plasma membrane. The transcript has 6 exons.
AAAUGCUAGUAGCACUAACAAAUAGGAGUUUAAAUACACUGAAAAAGAAGGAUUUUUUAAUUUUUAUUUUUGCCUAUUUUUUUCCAGAAAAAAUAACUAGUUUGGAGGUAUGGAUGAAAAGACAAUGGAGUCAUAACUUGAGUCCUUAACUAACUUAUCUUCAAAUUUGACAGUGACAACAAAAAUUGAGUACAGUCGUCCUUUGCUACAUCGCAGUUCGAACAUAACUCCCUCACUCUAUCGCGUUUUUUGAAAACAUUUUUUUUUUUUUAAUGGACAUACAUGCUAUAUCAAGGGUGCCCCUUGCAGCGAUCGUGAAGGUAGUGUUGGUCGUGUGUCACCUACAUCAUAACCGUCACUUUGCAGAUGUCAUAUGACAUCAGUCUGCUGACAUUAAGCCCCCUCCUGAUUCACUCUUGUACACCGGCGGUGGCAAACAAAGAGUGGAGAGCAGAUGUCUGCAGCCACACACGGAUAAUGCAACUUUCAUUUUUAUUAUUCCGAUUAUGGAUAAACUAACUGAGCAGUAAAAUGCCGUAAAAUGCCAACCGUAAAUUCCGGUGUAUAACCUGCACCAGUGUAUAAGCCGCACCCACUAAAUUUAGAGAAAAAAACGGAUUUGUUCUUGUAUAAGCCGCACCGGUGUAUAGGACGCACAUGUCCAUGUAAUAACACAGCAUAAUGUUGCAUGCACAAGUCGGUAAGGACCAGUCAGCUCUUUAUUUGACAGGAGCCAAUCAUGAGCUAUGAAUAAACUCAUGACAAGCUUGUCAACCCAUUGGAAAUUGCAGAAAGUCAUUGUUCAAUACAACAGUCUGACUCACGGUUUCAUCUUACAAACAACAUUACAUUCAUCAAACAGCAACUAACACUCAAACGUUAUACAUCAGACAUAUAGGAACAUGUAUCAAUACGGGUUAAAAAUGAAAAAAAAAUAAAUAAAUAAAUAAUGCAUUUCGGUCGAGAAAAACAUUUAAUUGGAGGACAGCGUAGAAAAUUGUGCGGCAAUGCUGCUUCUGUCCACCAGAGUGAACCAGAGGACCCGGAGCCCAAAGCAAAAAAAGGUAAGCUGAUGUCAUUGCAGUGCCCCAAUGAAAGUGUCGCUCAGAUGCAAUGCCUGAUGGGCACUUGUUGUGAGUGCACUGAUAGCUUGUGAUUGGCUCGUGCCAAAGAAAGAGCUAUCGUUUCCUCACUGAUUCGUGAGCGCCACAGUGUUUAAAGAAUUAGUAGCGGUUCUGAAUUAAAAGGAAAUGUCACAAGAUUAAAUAAAUUAGCCACACAACUGUAUAAGCCGCAGGAUUCAAGGUUUAAGACAAGUAGCGGCUUAUACACCGGAAUUUACGGUGUAUCUAUAACUCUUCUCGUUGUAAACUCCACCAUACAAAUGUGUUUUCUAGAAGUUUGUUUGUCAAACUACUAUUUCACGAUCAAUUUGAAAAUGUGCCCAUUGUUGAAAGUUUUUUAAUAUGCUGCCUUGACUACGGCUGCAUUGUCUUUUGCAUAAUCAUUUUCACUUCUUGUAUACAAUAUCUUUAAUGUUUUAUAACAAAUGCUAACUGUAAUACAUGAAGUGUAUGUAUAAUGAAUGGUAGGUAGCUACAGUAUUUUCACUGACAUACUGCUCAUUUUAUGUACACAACUAUUGAGAAAUUAUGUGUAACUAUCUUUCUUGCUAUAUUGAUUUGAAUUGUGAAUUAUUCAAUGAUAUCAACUAUUUUGAUGACCUGUAAACUUUGAAAGUGUGAAUGUGAAAUACUUUUAGUGUUUAGAAUAGCAGUUUCAAAGUUUACCGGUUAGAUUUUAUACAUGUUUCACUACGCUUUAUUUUGAAAAACAUGCACCGGAAUCACCUGUCUGCUCUCUUGGCACUUGACAGAUAAGGAGAGGAAGAAAAGUUAAAGUUUAAAGUUAAUUAAUGCAUUUGUUGUUCAAGCCUGUGAAAAGACCCUAAUGUUGACAUUACCCACAGUAAAUUUAGAAAAACAAAAUGUUGUGCUGCAGCGACACAGCUGUGGCAUUUCGCCUCCCAUGCAGCCCACCACCACAGCUUCAAAAAAUCCUAAGGGAAACCCUGUGUUUACAAUGCAAUGUUUGUGGAUUCUGCUCACCAUCGUGGCAGCCAAACCCACGCAGGGCUUACUACAGAAGUGGAUGCCUAGUAGGCAGUGCCCUUUAAGUCUAGUGUCCUUGAUUCCAAGCUAGACAAACUAAGCUUUUCAUCGACAUACUGUAUAACACGCCUAGGCGGCGUGAAACCCAGGCUUUGUCACAAAAACAGUAGCAGGCCAUCGCGACGGCAAGGGUUUAAAUAAAGUGUGUAUUAGUUAGACUCGGAUGAUUGUGUCGCUUAGCAGCACAUAAAUAUGAAGAAAAAACGAUUUAACUGCAGUUAAAUGCAGUCAUAACUUUUUAUAGAUAGAAGUGCCUGAGGGGUCAAGGUUAAAGCCUUAAAAUAUUUUGUACCGUCAUUCCUGUCACUUCAUAAAUGGUAAUCUAAACAGUGACCUGCACCUCACAGCUGCAUUGUCUUCCCUUGAUGAACAUGUUUAAUCUGUUAUCUACAAUCGGAUCACUUAAGAAAAUGACCAUGACAUGACAUAAAUUCUCACAUUUUAACAGCCCGGGAAGACAGACGUCUCAUUUAAAGCAUCCCGAAUGAAGAACAAGUGGUGAAGAAAGAUAAGACGAUGGAGGGCGAUAAAGAUUAGAUAAGACUCUUGCAAUGCUACCUACUUCUAGUAUUUGAUUACGUACUUUGACAUACCGCAUACCAAAAUCAAAAGUAUAUUUUAAAUAAAUACAUUUCAUGAGAGUGACUCAAUGACUCUAAAAUGUUUAAAGGUACGUCAUAUGGAUCACUUCAAGAACAAUUUCAUAACAAUUGGAAGUAUUUUAUGUACAUUCUUCUCUGAUCCCCUUUACAAUCUCAUCACAGUCUGUGUGAUGACUGCAUUAAAACAAGCAGUCGGGUUGUAAGCAAAGACCUCCGCUGCACUCCUGACACUUCAGUAUACACUUCACCAGCAGAUGACCUAAAACUGAAAAUUUUUUUUUUUUUAAAUCAACAGCAGCAGCGUCCAAAGUGCAGCCCAGGGGCCUUUUUUUUUUUUUUUUUUUUAAUUGGCUCAAGGCACAAUGUAAAAAUAACCAACAAUAAUUUCAUAACAUAUAACAAACAUAUAAAAAAAAAAAGCUGAAACGUUCAAACUUGAAGUAGUCAAAUUUCUUCAAGGUUGGCAGGUCUGCUAAACACAUUAUAAUGGGACUGGAUGUAGCUUGCCGUUACAACUCCGCACAGUAGAUGGCAUGCAUGACAUGCUUCUUAAGACACCUGAUACGCAGCUGGUCUGCCUGAAAAUAUGAAGAACGAACGAUGUUUCUAUCGACUUUGUUGCUAUAUUUAGCGAGUAUUGAGACCCCUCGAGAUUCUGUUUUUCAAAAAUGCGGCUAGCAGCAAAUCUCUGGACUUUUUCUGGUCUUAUUGGACACUUUUGGAGACUCAAAACAUGAAAGCACAUAUUGCUCCUCGCACCGAGCAGCCCCUCCCCAUCCAACUUUUCAGAAUCUUUGAGUGUCUUGAGAACGGCUUUAUAAACUCACAGUGUUAGAGUAAUUCCUCAUUGAUCACUGUUAAUUGGUUCUGGAACCGACCAUAAGUGAAUUUCUCCAAAUUAGGAUUCCAUAUUACUAAAUUGAAUAUUUUUGUUCGUAAGAGCAUAGAAAACCUGUUUACAACAUUGUAAAUACAAUUUUUUAACACCAUUAGAGCUCUCUAGACAUGAAACAACACCCUAUAGUCACCUUUACACUCGUAUUACACAAUAUAGUCAACAUAAAAGAUUGAAAAUCAACAAUUUAAGACAUAAAUAAGACAUACUAUAGACUCAUACAUGUUAGCUUUGGAAGAGUUCUUUGUUGCUGUUACUUCCUACGGUGGCUAUUGUCUCAUCAGUGUAAUGUUUCUCUAGGUCACCCUCAGGCAAGGUUGCCAACAGAGCAUCUAAUUUUGUCGAUCUUUCAUACAUCCCGCUAGUUCCACAGAACUGUCCACUUCCGCGGCCCUCCUGCACGUCCACAUACGUACGUUGGCGUGGGACAUCCUCUAGGUCGUGGGACGUCUGGCAGUGACCUGCCAGUUUCAUCCUCUUGGAUGCCACUUUGUCAGUCAGCCUUCUUAGCUCUCCGUACAGACGCUUGUUGAUAAUGUGCUCGUUCUGGUCAAUGUUUAAUACCACCCAGAGCAUUCUAGUGUAGCACCCGUCCAGAGACUUCUGCAAGGAGGGCUUCAGCAUCAAUAAUUCACAGCUAUAGAGGUGAACCGGCUUGAUGGUUGCUUGGAAGAAGCUGAGCAAGAUUGACAGGCGAACUGGUGCAGUGUCUACAGUGAUACGCACUGUGCAUUGGUCUGUCGGGUGAAGAGGGCGCUGAGCCGAAAGGCAAAGCUUUCACUUGGUCAUGACCUUUGGGUGGUGAUUAAAAGGACAAGAUCGUGUGUACAAGCAACCGCAAUGAGUUUCCUCCGUAGGGUGGCUGGGCUCUCUCUUAGAGAGAGGGUGAGAAGCUCUGUUGUCCGGGAGGAACUCUGAGUAGAGGCGUUGCUCCUCCACUUUGAGAGGAGCCAGAUGCGUUAGCUUGGGCAUCUGGUCAGGAUGCCUCCCGGACGCCUGCCGGGGGAGGUGUUGAGGGCACGUCCGACUGGUAGAAGGCCUCAGGAUACGCUGGAGAGACUAUGUUUCUUAACUGGCUUGGGAACGCCUCGGGGUCAGCCUGGAGGAGCUGUACAAAGUAGCCAGGGAGAGGGAAGUGUACCCCGGAUAAGUAGAAGAAGAUGGACGGACGUCAUGUCACUUUCCAUAGCAAUUUUGAGGCUAAAAGCCUGGUAGUGGUAUUUUCCGAGCUUGUUUCUAGAAAUGUAGAAAUGUAGUUCAAUUGUAAUAUUUUACACCCAAUUAAAGCAUAAGCAUUGUUAAAUGGCUGACACACUGCCUGAAGUCAUAUCCAGUAUCCAGACACACUGACAACCAUAUCCUGGGAUUGUCACAUGACAACCACUCCAAAAAUCUUUUUUACACACCUUCUCAUUUGAUGCAUUUUUUUUUCAUGACUAGAUUCUCACCUGAAGGCAUCAAAACUAUGAAUGAACAAGUGGAAUUAUGUACUUAACACUUAAAAAAGUGUGAAAUAACUCUAAACUCUAACUCUGCAAACCCUUGGUUUCUCUCAAUGAGCUUCAUGAGGUAGUCACCUGAAAUGGUUUCCCCUUCAUGGGUGUGCCUUGUCAGGGUUACUGGUUGGGACCAUGGGGGUUGUGUUGUGUGUGUCCAAACGUUCGGCCUGUACUAUACAUCAUUUGAGGAGUUAAUGAGUUCCUGUCAAUCCCAAAGCCAUAUGGGACACUUUUUAGCACAUUUAAGCGUUGGUGUCACCAUGCCUUCUUAUGGGUUAAAAUCAUAGGGCAUGAUGCUUAACGUAAGCUUAAGUUUAACUGUGUAAUAAAGUUUAAGAGUCCAAAGGGCGUUUCAAAGAAUGAUGGCACAAUCACACUUCAAAACCAUUCAUUUAUAUGCACCUGCUUUUGAACACUGACCCCAUAAAACAACAAUGGUUAAUUUCUUUUUCACACAAAUUUCCUUCCCCUUGUAUUUGAAGCAGGGCUGGUCUGUUGCUCAUCAUGUUACUGAAUAACCAAAAGAACGGGAAAUGAGUCAGUCCAGUAAAAUCUACAAAUGACAAGCUCCUGAAGGCACACUUCCAUUUGUUUCUCAAAGUUACCACGGAUAAUUCUCCUCAGCCGUCACAUUUCUAACAUGUCUGUAUUCGAGGAAACAACUGCAAGACUUAAUGCCUGCGUCGCCGAGGCCACGAUCUGCUCGGGCGCUAAUUGCCUUGUUCCAGCCAGUGACUUCAAUGCAACACUGAGUCUCGUGUUGAGUACUGUGCUCACCAUCAUGCUGGCUAUGGUCAUGUUUUCAAUGGGCUGCACGGUUGAUGCCAAAAAACUCUGGGGGCACAUCAGGAGACCCUGGGGCAUCAUUAUUGGGUUCCUCUGCCAGUUUGGAAUCAUGCCUUUCACUGCCUUUGCCUUAUCGAUGGCAUUUGGUGUGCUGCCUGUUCAGGCCAUUGUCAUCGUUAUCAUGGGUUGCUGUCCAGGAGGCUCCGGUUCCAAUAUCAUCUGCUACUGGCUGGAUGGAGACAUGGACUUAAGUAUCAGUAUGACGGCCUGUUCGUCCAUCCUUGCCUUGGGAAUGAUGCCACUCUGUCUGCUCAUUUACACCUCUAUCUGGACAUCUUCAGACACCAUCCAAAUCCCAUAUGACAGCAUUGGUAUCACUUUAGUAGCCCUCCUUGUCCCAAUUACAGCGGGAAUAUAUGUUAAACGUAGAUGGCCGCACUUGGCUAAAAAGAUCCUCAAGGUUGGGUCCAUUACCGGGUUUGGUCUCAUUAUCAUCAUUGCUGUGGUUGGAGGAAUUCUAUACCAGUCUUCCUGGACUAUUGCCCCUUCCCUAUGGAUAAUCGGAACAGUCUACCCCUUUAUUGGUUUUGGGCUGGGUUUCCUUCUAGCCCGGAUUGUCGGUCAACCAUGGUACAGGUGUCGUACAAUUGCACUGGAGACUGGUUUUCAAAACUCCCAGUUGUGCAGCACCAUUGUCCAGCUGUCCUUUAGCCCGGCUGAGUUGGAGGUGAUGUUUGCAUUCCCCCUGAUCUACAGCAUCUUUCAGCUGGUAGUGGCCGUCCUGUUCGUGGGAGGUUACCAAGCCUAUAAAAAGUCAUGUGGAAGAGCUGAGACAGACAGUGACUCUCCAUCGUUGGAAGAAGGCUGCACUGAAGAAGCAAAAGAGAAGCGCACUUAUGUGGAAAACAGGGCUUUUGAAUUUAAUGAAAAUAGUGUCAGUAAAGGCAAGGCUGAGCACUUGGACAAGAACACCCAGCUGUGAGAUGACUGACAACCUGCACAAGCAUGGCAAUGCUGCUGACAGCUACCAGCUGCGAACACACUCUGCAGGCUGGUGAUGUGCACUACAGUUGUGUUGUAUUUGCAAGCUGUGUGAUAUCUCGCAAGAAAGGGGUGACCCAACUAGCUGUUAAAUAUUUGAUGUGUUUUCGUAGACGUAUAGUUGAAACCAGAAGUUUACAUACGCUGUGUAAAAGCACAUAAUCAUAUUUUUGCUCACUAUCUGAAAUUGAAUCAGACCAAUCUUUUUCUGUUUUAGGUCAGUUAGGAUAACCAAAAUUAUUUCUGUUUGCUAAAUCACAAGAGAGAGAAAAUUUGGAGAGUUUUUUAUUACUGUCUUCAAAGUCAAAAGUUUACAUACACAAGAUGACUUUAAGCAAUGUGGGAAAGUCCAUAUGAUGGUGCUUUGGAAGUUUAUAAUAGGUUAACUGACAACAUUUGAGUUAGUUGGAGGCACAUCUGUGUAAGUAUUGUAAGGCCACACCUCAAACACACUGCGUCCUUGUUUGACGUUAUGGGAAAAUCAGCCAAGAUGUCAGGAAGAGAAUUGUGGAGGUCCACAAGUCUGGUUCAUCCUUGGGUGCAAUUUCCACAUGCUUGAAUGCGCCACGUUCAUCUGUUCAAACAAUUAUCCGCAAGUAUCAACAACAUGGGGAUGUCCAGUCAUCAUACCGCCCAGUAAACUUCUGGUUUCAACUGUAUUUUUAUAUGCUCGCAUGAAGUGUGGAAGUGGUGUGGUUGUUAUGUGUAGAUAGAUCUCAGUAAUGAAAAUGCACAGUAGAGGAUUGACACAAAUUCACACAUGUAGUUAUUUUUAUUCCGGCCCAUUUUGUGACACUCAACUCGUUCCACGUGUCCUUUCCAGCCUUUUCAAACAACAAAACAAACAACAAAUCUCAUUCGGAACGCAAUGGCCAGCUGUCAACACAUUUCAGAAAAAUCCCACAUUUUAUGCAAUUCCACAGUUUCUUUGACAAAAUUCCCCACUAAAAAUAAAUGGAAAAUUAUUUUUUUUUAUAAGUUCCACACUUCUCACAUUUCUCCACUGAUUGCAACAUCAUCACAUUCAGCUCAUCAAAAGGCAAUCUAUGUUCCACAUUCCAAAAAUUCCCAUUUUUCCUGGAAUUCCACAUUUUCCGGCCCAGAAAUUUGCGUUGAAAUGAAUAUCAUUUUCCCACAUUUCUCAAACCAUUACAGUAUCAAAACAGUUACGCUAAUUAGUUUCCACAUUCCAAAAAAAUCCCACUUUUAAAAGUAAUUCCCCAUUUCAGGAUUUCAUUUCAGUUUCAACUCAGCAUUCACGUGCGAUUUCUACACAAAUUGCCUUCUCAAGUUCCAAAUAAUGUUCGAAAGGCAUGAAGUUAUCAAUGCCAAUGAAAUCUAUUCUCUGCUUUUUCACUUACUUGCCACAAUGUGUACAUCAUACAAGUUAAUAUGUUGAGGGCUGACCUCAGGAUUCCUUACAUUUUUAGACACAAACAAUUUUUCUGCGCAAUGCUGAUUUUUAGAGUGAGAAGUUAAAAUAUAUUUAUAAAUGUGUUUGUGACCUUUAAACACACUUUGCCAACUUUACUAAUUUAUUAGCCCACUGUACUUUGCACAUGAUACCGCAGUCUAAUUUAUAAACUUGAUAUUGCUAAUAAUUAAUGAAAGGUGUAUUUAAAAAUACAUUUAAUACUAUUCACUGUCUUUUGAACGGUGCCAUGUAUCAUAGAGUCUUGGCUGAGAACGUCCUGGCCUUAGCCAGAACACUGAAGACGAGUCGUGGUUGAGUCUUCCAGCAUGACAUACAGCCAAGACAACAAAGGAGCAGCUCAAAAAGAAACACAUUAAUAUUCUGGUGUGGUCUUCUGACCGAUCUCACAGAAAAUGUAUGGAGUAACACUGCUUCUAUGAGUCUCUGAGUAGGUUUUGUAGACCUGGUGAACCUUCUCAGAGGCAUCGGCUCUUGAGUAGGAAGAGAAGGAGGCUAUGUAUUGUGCACACUUGGCGCAACACCCUCUUGCCAGAUAUGAUUUUAGAGUCUGUUGGGGCCAAACCAGCGCUCAUCAGCAUAAUACAUAGUGCCACUGCUGUAGAAGUUAGAGUAAUGUUUGUUAGCCCGUGGUAGCCCCCAACUGGGCUGCGACCUCCCUUGCCUGGUGGUAAGCAGCACCCCUCCGUUUUGCUGCUCCGUUCCAGUCUACUGGGGUUGAUUGAUUCCCUGUGUCCUGUGUUGUCAACAGACCUCUCCUGUUUCUCCAUUAGGCUUGUCCAUCCUCUGUCUUAACAAUAAAUUACCUUGGUCCUCCAUCACUCAGGAUUGUUACUUUCUUGGCCCAGUUGUCAGGACCUUCAAGCCUUACAGCAUCCUUUUCCUGCCCGAUAAAGGGUAUGUAUUUUGUCUCUUUGAAAUGGAUUAAAUGCGAAAACCACGGUUCCAUUGUAUUUGAAUAUAUGCUGUUAAAUGUAAACACCAUAACAGCAAAAAUAAGUCACCAAAGCUUAAAAGAACUCUGACAAUGAUGCACGUCUUUGAAGACUUUGAUACUAUAUGAUUGAUUAUGAUAAUUUGCUACCUGCUACUAAUAUGACAUGUUUGUACCUAUGUGAUUAUAUGAACAAGGUAGAUAAGCAGGGAGUAAUUGUACAUUUAAUAGAAAAUGAAAGACACGACUGAACUGAUGCAAUUAAAGAAGACCGCAGAGACUACUGGUAUGCAACAACUAUUGUUGGUUCUAAGAUACGGUUCGAUAUAAAUGUUGAUUGCUAUUUACUAAGCAUCGAAGAAUGCCUAGAGCGAGUGGUAAUUUCAUGCUGUUACUUUUUGAUUAAAGGUUCUAAACCUCACCUGACAAGCUCACCUAAAUGGAUGAGGUGUGAAAUAAACUCGAGAAAAUCUGGAAAUGCAGAGUUGAGUUUUGGGGUGGCCAUUACGUCGAUUGUGAGUUGCUGGUCGAUCGCGAACGUAGUGUGGGUCGUUGCAUAAACGUCACUUUGUAGAUGUCAUAUGACA